Tarenaya hassleriana is the source of this 810-nucleotide messenger RNA. RefSeq names its product protein AIG2 A. Bases 2 to 553 code for a protein of 183 amino acids. NCBI's taxonomy places the organism in Eukaryota, Viridiplantae, Streptophyta, Magnoliopsida, Brassicales, Cleomaceae. The transcript has 5 exons. The record is from RefSeq and is a predicted model, not a curated record.
CAUGCAAAUUCAGACGCAGACACCGCAACUGAAACAAACCCAAAAGGAAGAGAAGAUGAGCAGCUCAGAAGCAAAGCACAACCUCUUCGUCUAUGGCGGUCUCCAGGAGCCCGACGUCGUUCGCUUGCUCCUCAAUCGCGCUCCCGAUUCCGUCUCCGCCUUACUCCCCGGCUUUCACAGGUUUAGGCUCAAAGGUCGUGUUUAUCCGGCAGUUCUACCGUCUGAGAACGGAAAAAUCCCCGGAAAGGUGUUGAAGGGUUUAACAGAUGAUGAACUGAAGAUGUUAGAUUUGUUUGAGGAUGUUGAAUAUGACAGGAAGACAGUUGAGGUUGUCUUGACGGAUACUUCGGAGAAGAUGCAGGUCGAAACCUACGUAUGGGGCAACAAAGAUGAUCCGGAUCUUUACGGAGAGUGGGAUUUCGAGGAAUGGAAGCGGCUCCACAUGGGACGUUUCUUGACGGCGACCAAGAACUUUGUAGAAGGGAUGAAGCUUCCGGAGGGAAAGACGAGGAUCGAUACCUUCAACACAUUCUUCCGGCAAGAUGCUUCUUAAUGCUUCUCGGGUCUUCGGAGCUCGCUCUUACUAGUAAAUAAUGCCCGGACGAGGAGAGGUCAGUGGUUUUCUUCGCCAAAUGAGAAAAAUAAGGUUGCGGUGUGUUGUGAUUCUCGUUACGGAGAACUACUAUGUGCAAUGUUACGUUAGCUUCGAUAUGAAAGGAAGCAUCAAGAACAUGACUGUACAUUCUAUCUGGUAGAUUUGGUUGAAGGAAUAAUGGAAACAGAGUAAGAUAAACUCGUUCUUCAUGCCCA